AUGACAGGCUGCGCAGCAGCUCUGCCUCAAUCGAUUCCUCUCAGUGAGGUCGCUGAGAUACCCGCCGCACCAAUCACCGAGACUCCUCUUGGUGAGGGUGCUGGUACCAAGGUCGUUCCGUAUUCUCCUGAUGCUGUGGUUGCCGACACCUUUGCCUCAGUCCUCGCGGAUCCUGCCUCUGCCGACAAGUCACUCAAGCGGAGAGGUUGGGACUGCUCAGAACAGCCUCUUGGAAAAGGACCAGUCCCAAGCCCCGACUCUCCGGAAGCUUUCCUUGCUAUGGAGGAGAUCUCGAAGGCUGCUACUGAUGCCUCCACGCCGGCUGGCUAUGUUAGCAAGUUCAAGAACUUGAAGGGCAGCAACAACGCCGUGGCAUACCUUGGAUACAAGACCCUGGACACAUACGACACUCAAGCCUGUGCCGACUCUUGCACUGAGAAGGAAGGAUGCUCAGCGUUCAACAUCUUCUACGAGAGGGACCCUUCUGUAGUUCCCGCCGAUUCCUGCUCCAACCCCGCUAGCACUACAGUCAUCAAGUGUGUACUGUGGGGCAGCCCUGUGACCGCCGAAACAGCUGUCAAUAGUGGACAGUGGCGCGCAGAUUUCCACGUAGUCAUUGCUGGAUCGAACGGCUAUGACAGCGAGCGUGUCGUAUCUGUAGACGGCUACAGCGGCGAGUCUCUUGGAAACGUUGCCAUCAACGCUCCAAACGACUGCAACGGUGACGAUACUUACAUGGGCUACAAGCUCUUCAACGACGGUCAACCCUUCGAACCCGCCCGUUGCGCCGCCGCAUGCGAAGCCGAGACAAAAUGGAACGUCGAGCACCUCAACAGCCGCAUGCUAUGCAAGUUCUUCAACACCUACGUCCUGAUGAAGAACGGCGAGCCCCAAGGCCAAUACUGCUCUAUGUACACCCAGAAAUGGGCGAAGAGCGUGGCUGUCAACGAUGGCCAGUACCGCGGAGAUGACCACUACACGAUUGCUUCCAGCUACUCCUACUCCAACACCGCCGACCCUGGAAAGCCUAAGCUGCCCUGCGAUGUCGCCGCCGCCAAGUCUGCCAUCAUUGCUUCGUCGCUACAGCCAUUCUGCUCUACUCUUCUUGGAUACACGACGCAGGUUUCGACUGUGAUCGCUACUGUAACUGCCACUGUUCCCGCUACGACUGUUGUUAUCACCGAUGCGCCUGUGACCACGACCACCACAACGGUCACUCAAGCUCCCCAAAAGCGCGAGGUUGCCGUUCAGGAUACGCCUGCCGCUCUUGCCGACUUUGCUCCCAGUGCUGUCUCUGUAGCCUGCAGCCACCAAGCUACUCCUGUCACAGAAACCACUACGACGUCUACUACGACCACCGCGACCGUUAGCUCCGGCACUGUACUAGUCACUACUACUCUGCCUGUCCGCACUACCAUCAUCACCUCGGUAGUUGCUGCGGCGCCGACAUGCACUGCUCGUGGCGUCAAUCUCGUCAACAAUCCCGGCUUCGAGUAUGGCAUGGCAGCUUGGUCUCAGUCCCAGUACGGCGCCAACGGACCAAUCGCAUGGGGAGUGGGCCCUAACGGCCCAAGCGGUGGUUCUUCCUACAGCGUGACAGGAGGCAAUUCAGGCACCGGCACUCUUCUGAACCAAAAAAUCUACGGUCUAACCAGGGGCGUUACAUACACCUUCUCGUACAAAUACUUCGCCACGGCCUCCCCAGCUGGCUCUAUCAGCUGCUAUAUGAUCGGCACAGGACUGAGCUCGCAGAGCGGCACUGAACGUACCAACUCGUGGAUCUCAGGACCAACCUACUAUGGAGGUACUUUUGUGGCCCAGUCGACCUUUGGGGAGUUGGAGUGCUUGUUCAAUUCGCGCGGUGCGAUGACUUGGCGCAUUGAUGAUUUCUUCUUGGGGUGCUAG
Messenger RNA from Alternaria infectoria, 1905 nucleotides. RefSeq lists its product as uncharacterized. NCBI's taxonomy places the organism in Eukaryota, Fungi, Ascomycota, Dothideomycetes, Pleosporales, Pleosporaceae. Gene Ontology annotation, molecular function: hydrolase activity, acting on glycosyl bonds. The record is from RefSeq and is a predicted model, not a curated record. Bases 1 to 1905 code for a protein of 634 amino acids. The transcript has 4 exons.